AUGCCAGCAAGCCUCUCCCCCCCCCCUAUUUGGGAUAUGGACUGGCUCCAAUUCUAUCAUCUCGCUCUCAUCACCGCCAGCUACUUCCGCAACAAGAAAUUCAUCCUCUCCCUUUCCAACCAAACAGCUCCCAACCAAUCCCAUUGUCCAACACUCAACCAAUCAAUUGGAUGA
Messenger RNA from Puccinia triticina, 174 nucleotides. RefSeq lists its product as uncharacterized. The transcript has a single exon. Bases 1 to 174 code for a protein of 57 amino acids. NCBI's taxonomy places the organism in Eukaryota, Fungi, Basidiomycota, Pucciniomycetes, Pucciniales, Pucciniaceae. The record is from RefSeq and is a predicted model, not a curated record.